GCCCUCUCACCCACUCGCACACACGUUCUAUUCUAGUGAGGCCACAACCAUGCUGAGUGUGCAGCUCUGAACUGCCGAUUCAUCAAUUCCAAUGUGUAGAUUUCCAUAUAUAAAGCCCCAAUGGCCCAUCACGCUUCAGCCCCUAAUACUGCAUUCUCAGGUAAGGUCUGUGGCUGGAUGUGUCCGUCUCUGGGUUUGUGGAAACUGGGAACUUAAAACUGACAGGGUUACUCACUAACAUAUGAAUUGCCAGGAAUCCAACGUGAAUUCACAUUAUAGGACAAAUAAGUCUGAAUGUUUACCUCUUCGGGUUCUUUGACUUAAAACAUGAAAUUCACUUUUAACUCAUUUUGGACUCCGACACUACACACACAGUUAAAUAUUUGGGGAAUUGCAGUGAAUUGAAAACAUACAGGGUUAUUUACUAAAGUGAGAAUUCAAAGUGUAUUUCAAACUUGUGUCAAAGUAGCCAAACUGGGAGAAAUCCUCGAACUCAGCUGUGUUUCCGCUCAAAUUUGAAAUUCACUUUAAAUUCUCACUUUAGUGAAUAAUCCUGAUAAUAUACAAACUUCAGGUCAACAAAGUGAAUCUGGAAUAAAACGAUAUGAUCCCAUUAUGUUUACUUUUAGAAUAAAUAUAGCAAAUAUAUUCUACCGAUAACUUCAAUUCACCAUUUAGUGAAUAAAUCCCCAUGUGUUUGAUUCUGCUGUUCUGGAUAAAAUGGCUUUGAAUAGAUGAACAUUUUGCUUCUGAUGUACAGAUCACUAAUACUCGGGAUAUUUCUGGAGUAUAUUUACCCCUUCUAUGCCAUAGGAUGGAUUUUCUGAGGAGAGGUAGAUUGCGCAUGGCCUUCUUCCCCCUGUUUUGGGUUACAUUUAGAGUGAAUUGAUCUUCUGAGAAGUAUUUUUUAUUUUUUUUAUUUUGUGUAUUCAGCUGUGGGGUUACAAUCUUGGCAAAGCUUGCUUUCCUAACUGGGGACUGGGGGAUAGAAAGUUUUAGACCAAUCUAACUGAAUUUGAGAAUUUAUACAGUUUAGCUUUUGCAGUCUAAAUCUUGCCGUUUUCCCGUGAAUAGCAGUAAAUAGCUACUUAUCGAAAAAGAGAAGUCAGGUCUAAAUUUGGCUUCUUCAAACCUGUUCUCAGAAUCCUUCAGCAUUAGCAUUCCAUAAUGUCUCGAUGUACCAGCUUCACGGGACCGUUAAUCACUAUUAUUUAUUGAGACAUCUGUGAUACAUAAAGCAUAUUCUUUAUAUCUUGGCUUAUUGGCGACUUCUGAGGUCUGGCAGUUGGAACUUGGCUGUGACAUCUCUGAACAAAUACCUAACGACUUCUGCUAAACUGGGUUGACACGUGCAGAAUAAGACCACUCGUCGCUUUGUGAACAAAGUAUAUUCCUCUUCUUCCUUAGAGAAUCACAAUGAGCACCCAACCAAUGGAGACUCUGGGCCAGUGGAAGGUAACCGUGUGGGAGGAAGAAAACUUUCAGGGAAAGAGAUGUGAGUUCCUUAUCGAAUGCUCCAAUAUCAUGGAUCGAGGUUUCCGCAGAAUCCGCUCCAUCAAGGUGGAGAAUGGCCCGUGAGUCUCACUGUAUAUCCUGUACUACCUGUGUCACUAUACGUCCUGUACUACCUGUGUGAUAUCGUGCUCACUGAUCACUAUACGCCCUGGACUACCUGUGUGAUAUCGCUCACUGAUCACUAUACGUCCUGUACUACCUGUGUGAUAUCGCUCACUGAUCACUAUACGUACUGUACUGCCUGUGUGAUAUCGUGCUCACUGAUCACUAUAUGUCCUGUAAUACCUGUGUAAUAUCGUGCUCACUGAUCACUAUACGCCCUGUACUACCUGUGUGAUAUCGCUCACUGAUCACUAUACGUCCUGUACUACCUGUGUGAUAUCAUACUCACUGAGCACUAUACGUCCUGUACUACCUGUGUAAUAUCGUGCUCACUGGUCACUAUACAUCCUGUACUACCUGUGUGAUAUCGCUCACUGAUCACUAUACAUCCUGUACUACCUGUGUGAUAUCGCUCACUGAUCACUAUACGCCCUGUACUACCUGUGUGAUAUCGUGCUCACUGAUCACUAUAUGCCCUGUACUAUCUGUGUAAUAUCGUGCUCACUGAUCACUAUACACCCUGUACUACCUGUGUGAUAUCACACUCACUGAUCACUAUACGCCCUGUACUCCCUGUGUGAUAUCGCUCACUGAUCACUAUACGUCCUGUACUACUUGUGUGAUAUCACACUCACUGAGCACUAUACGUCCUGUACUACCUGUGUAAUAUCGUGCUCACUGGUCACUAUACAUCCUGUACUACCUGUGUGAUAUUGCUCACUGAUCACUAUAUGUCCUGUACUACCUGUGUGAUAUCGCUCACUGAUCACUAUACGCCCUGUACUACCUGUGUAAUAUUGUGCUCACUGAUCAUUAUACGCCCAGUACUACCUGUGUGAUAUCACACUCACUGAGCACUAUACGUCCUGUACUACCUGUGUAAUAUCGUGCUCACUGGUCACUAUACAUCCUGUACUACCUGUGUGAUAUCGCUCACUGAUCACUAUACUUCCUGUACUACCUGUGUGAUAUCGCUCACUGAUCACUAUACUUCCUGUACUACCUGUGUGAUAUCACACUCACUGAUCACUAUACGCCCUGUACUACCUGUGUGAUAUUGGAGACUUGGCGAGAGAUAUAUAAAUCAAUAUAUAACAAUAAUAGUUAGACUUUAUUAUCAUUAUAUCAAUCAAUAUAUAAUUAUAGUUAGACUUGGAGAUAUAUAAAUCAAUCAAUAUAUAAUAAUUAUAAUAACAGUAAGACUUUAAUAGGAAUUGUUAACUAAAUUGAUUGGUUAAUUUCCCGAACAUGUUGAGGUCGGUUCGUGAUUUGUGGCACCCAAAAAAAAAUUUGAUGACUGAUAGAAAAAAGAAUGAUUGAUAGCUCUGGGACAGUCACUAAAUGGUGAUUUUAUUCACAGAUCAAUUGAGAAGUUCGAAAUGUAUAAAUACAGAUUAGUUUUGUGAAUUCGCCUCCUGUUUUUCCGUCAAUUGUUUACUUAUUGUCAUUUGAUCUGUGACCGAAAUGGUUGGAAGAUGCUCCUGUCAGUGUACGGCAAGAUACUAUGUAUAGAGUUUGGAGCACACAGAUUGGGCCAUUUUAAUGUUCUUAUUUGUUUUUCUGAUUCCGUUUCGGAAUCGGAAUCUCGUUUACAUAAUUCUGUCGAUCUGAACCUAUAUUCAGGUGUCCUGAAAUUUUCCUAUUUUUGGGGAAAUGGUACCGCCAAGACAAAUAUUGUCGCUGUGCACAAAUCUAAUAAUAUUAAUAACAAUAAUAAUAAUGAUAUGCCCUCACACAAGGGAAGAACAGGCCACGCUAACACAUUCAGUAACUUUACUUUUACAGGUGGGUAGGAUUUGAAUACCCUGAAUUCCAGGGGCAGCAGUUUAUCCUGGAGAAGGGCGAUUACCCUCGCUGGGAGGCAUGGAGCGGAAACAGCGGCUACAGAACCGAGCAUCUUCUCUCCUUCCGUCCUGUGAAAUGCGCAGUGAGUGUCCCCUCGCCGUGUAAACCUAUAUCUAGGACAAUCACAUUACCGCCGUUCUCAUUAUCCUCACACAUGGCAGCGAUUUAUUAUCUAGAGCUUGUUCUCCUAUUAUCGUGCUGUUUACUCUCUAACAUCACUUCCUCCACCUGUUCUAUUAUCUCUUGGGUGCUUUAAGUUAGCAGAACGCACUGCGUCUCUCUAAUCCGAGAGUAACUGGAGUGUGUUAAAGGUCAACGCGCCUUUAAUCUUUAUGGUUCUUUUUUCUUUUCCCUUAACAGUUCCCCUUCUCUUUAUCAGUUCGUUGCUGCCUUUAGCUCCUGAAAAAUAGAACAGUUUAAAAACAGUUUUUCUAAAAUGUCAUAGUGUUUAUGUUUGUUAACAGAAUGUUGCUUUUUCCAAGAGAUAUUUACAUAUAGGAUACAUGGAGUGCGGCUUCAAUGUCUAAAUAGUUUAUUCAUUAAACGAGGAAUUUAACAUUAGUUUGUUUUUUCAUUGUGUCCACUAAUAGCCAAUCAAUGUUACAAUGUCUCAUGAUUCCUUGGAUAUUUCAUGGCUCCCUUGCUAUUGUUUCUGUUCUCACAAAUAUACCAAUUUUACCUCUUCCACGCCGCAGAACCACAGUGACAGCAAAGUAACCUUAUACGAAGGAGAAACCUUCCAGGGUCGCAAGUUUGAGCUAUGUGACGACUACCCCUCUCUGCAGGCCAUGGGCUGGUGCUCUAAAGAAGUCGCCUCUGUCAAAGUCAACUCUGGCGCGUAAGUACGAAACAGUGAGCCUCAAAGCAUCAUGGGAGUUAAUUGCCAAUAAACUCAAUUCCUUUUAAAUAUCUUUUUCCAUUUAGUUUGAAACUUAAUCAGUUCGUAAAUGAAUCUUUACAACAACCACAGCCCUGCAGAUUGCAUUAAAUAUCUUUAUUUUUUUUAGCAAGCUGAAGGGUUGUGACUGGUUUCAUAAAAAUAUUAAUUCUAAGUAUCCGUAUCGCCAGAUGCGAGGGACUCUCAGAAUAUCAAGUUACUGGGGUGGUACAGCUGUUAAGGCGUAAUGGGUGUGUCCUAAAUCAGUAGAGGACAGAAUCUUCCAAUGGAAACGUUAGGCCAUUUUAAGGCAAUUUCGACUUUUAAACAAAGAAAAAUAAUAUAUACAUAUUGCAAACUGCAUCUGUGUUAUGAAUCUGUGUUCUCCUUGGGGGAAAAUAGCCAUUCUGAUUUUCUUGAUAUUGCAAUGAUAUUGUGUUGAAUGCUUUUUCCCUGAAUUUACUGUUAACAGACAUUUUUCUUUUAUAUAUUCACAAAUAAUCUAAUCUUUAUAACAACCACACCCUUCGGUCUCUCUAGGAUCAAAGGUACUUAAUGCAGACAGCGGGUGUGCUUGUUACUAUAUUUGAUUUCUUAGCAGCAGCAAUCCUAUAGCAGUUACACGUAUAUUACGUGAAUAAGUGAUUUAUACGGAUUUCCACCAAGCCCUCAGCUAUGUGUAUAAAUAUAUGAGAGUUUAGGUAUUUCAUUCACAGACAAUUUAGUGCAUUUGUCAUCCACUCCCCAAUGUCCUGAGUCCUUUACUAAAGAGGUUGAAAAAACUAUAGUUCAAAUAAUUUUUUUUCCCUCCUCAGUCACUUUAGCUUAAAUUCUGCAAGAUAGCUGUUUGCGGGCCACAAUUCCACGUUUAGUGGAUACCCCUCUCUCCCCCAUGUGUUAAAAUGCUAAUAAUUUCUAUCGUUUUCCCAUCAUGCAGCUGGGUUGCAUACCAGUACCCCGGAUACAGGGGGUACCAAUAUGUGCUGGAGAGAGACAGACACAAUGGCGAAUACAGAAACUACAAUGAAUACAGCACUCAAGCUCACACUAACCAGAUCCAGUCCAUCCGCAGGAUCCAACACUAGGGAAGAUCACAGCCAGCCAACAGGCAGACCACAAAAUCUUCUCCCAGUCACCAUCCGCUGCUGUGCGGUGACUAGGGGCCUGAACUCAUAGCCUUCGUACUAGUCAUGUUUACAGCAAAAAUAAAGAGCUCUUUAAUCAUAAACUGC
Pelobates cultripes (western spadefoot toad) is the source of this 5571-nucleotide messenger RNA. The record is from the annotation of a GenBank genome assembly. Lineage: Eukaryota; Metazoa; Chordata; Amphibia; Anura; Pelobatidae.